Molecule: messenger RNA, 1035 nt
Organism: Closterium sp. Yama58-4
Lineage: Eukaryota; Viridiplantae; Streptophyta; Zygnematophyceae; Desmidiales; Closteriaceae
Source: the annotation of a GenBank genome assembly
AUGGCUGGUUCCAUCGCUGAGCUGAGAAGCCGUGUGAACGAGUACUCAGUCACCGUUGACGGCCUGCAGGCAACGGUCGAGAGCCUGAAAGAGGCGUUGGCAGACAGGGAUGCAAUCAUCUCCCAGCUGCAGCAGGACGUAGCUGCCCUGAAGAAUCUGUGUAUGCCCCGUGCAGGGUUUGCGGGUGGUAGUCCCGAGAAAGCGGCGAGCAGCCCGGCCCCUCCUGCAGGCGGCCACAAAACGAUGACGGCCCAGUCACAUCAACCUGUGCACCAUGACGGUUUCAGUACUCGGGGUGUUGCAGCUGCGGGUCAGCUGGUCGGGGCGCCGCUUCCAGCGCCACAGGGCUUAGAGGUGUCCGCCGUGGCGACUGGUGUACGGGCAGCAGACAUGAGAUCUCACUUGCCGGGCAUUUCAACGGCGGGUCCAGGAGCCAGGGUGCGUGCGGCGGAGUUUGGAGAGGGAGAAUCGGAGCGUACUGCAUGCACGGGUGCACGGGCGCGAAGCUCCAAGUGGACUGGAGUGCGUUUCGACACACUGAGCGGUAAGUGGCACGCAGCCAUUGGACUGGAGAAGGGCAGGUCAUACUCUACGCCGUUGGGAGCGUAUGACUCAGAGGUGGACGCUACUGAGGCUUAUGCUGCUGCUGCACUGGUCUUGCGUAAGGGCUGGGGUCCCCCACGUGGCUACGUCAUGGAACUCAGGAUCGAGGACCGUGCCAUUCUCGAGAGUAUGACUCAUGAUGAAGGGACCGAGCUUCUGACGGCCAAAGCGUGGCACAAGUGGCGCUCUUGGCGCCGUGAGCUGUAUCCCUCUGCCUUCUUUGCAGAGACCGCCGGCGGUCGCCCCCAACCAUUGUCUGCAGAGCAGGCUGCCGCAGAAGAACGUGCAAGGGUGCAGGGACAGGCUGCGGCUGCCAUUGGAGUGGCAGGAGGACAUGCCGGCGGCCGACCGUCAGCUGACAUUCCUGCUGUGCGUGAGGUGGCUGCAGCGGAGGGAGUGAUUGCAUCACUUACAGCACCAGGCAACAGGUAG